AUGCAAUACGUGCGAUCCAUCUCCUCUUCCGUCUCGAAUACCUGGAAUUCAAUCAAUCCGGCCACGCUCAGCGGCGCAAUCGACGUCAUCGUCGUUGAGCAAGAAGAUGGGGAACUCGCAUGCUCGCCGUUCCAUGUGCGGUUCGGAAAGUUCCAACUCCUCCAACCGCGAGAGAAGAAGGUGGAAUUCCGAGUCAAUGGUUCGAAACAGGACUAUUCCAUGAAGCUAGGUGAAGGUGGAGAGGCCUUCUUCGUUUUCGAGACCACCGAAAGCAUUCCGGCCGCGUUACAAACCUCUCCGCUAGUUUCGCCCGAGACCAGUCCACAAGCUCUACCAGCAGAGGUAGGAAAAGACAGUCUCCUUGAACCAGAACCCCUCGACCUCGCAUCGGAUGCGCAGCCAAAACGAAGGUUCCCAAAGGACGGUCCAAGGCCGAAAACUGUCAUAGGAGAUCUUGCCUCAUUGCAAGAAGACGACGAUGGGCUUCGACCCGCGCUAUUAUCAGACCAAUGGCCUCCGCACCUUGGUGCACCCAUCGACUUCGGACAAUCGAUUAGCGACCGUGUAGUACCGUCCAGCGCAUCCAGCGUUCCCGCCAGAGCAUCCGAACCGCCGGAAGCUCUGUUUCACCACCAUGAAGUAUCCCUCGAUGCAAGUCCAGGGUAUUCCGCCACAUCCCACCGAUCAUCCAGUCCCCCGCCUGUAUCGCAGUCCGAGGCGAUGGCGCGUGCGAUUCACCUCUCCAAGCGUCUAUGGACCUCCAACAUCCCAUCACGCAUUACCGACACAGGCGAUCUCAUGUUGGACAUGACCGGGUACAAAUCAUCCGAAGAGCAGAUUCUUCGGGCGGAAGUGGUCGCAAGGAAGAUUUUGUCCGAAGAGCUGGAAGGGAACUACGAUAUUGGGGCGCUCAUUGGAACGGAUGAGACGGGGAAUCUUUGGAUCUACAGCAGCGAGGAGCGAAAAGAAGCUGCAGAACGUCAGAAUCAACCGGAGAACGGAAUUUCCCAUGCCACAGCAAUGGGUUCCACCGACGCAAUAUCCGAUCCAGGAUACCACAGCGACGAUGGUCACAGCGAUGCUGGGACCGCUGUUGGGGACGAUACUGGACUGGGCAUUCCCGGUGCCGGCCAUCGCAGAGAUUCCGACAGCGCAGUCGGGCUAUCCACUCCUCCAAAAUCUCCGAUGGGCAAUGAUCAAGAUUCGCCGCCGGAGCCGAGCCGCAACUAUGCUAAAACGCUUCGUUUAACCAGCGACCAGCUCAAAGCCCUGAAACUCCGGCAAGGAUCCAACUCGAUGAGUUUCACCGUCAACAAGGCAACUUGCCAGGCUUGCAUCUACUUCUGGCGGCAUGAUGUGCCAAUUGUGAUUUCGGAUAUUGAUGGCACAAUCACAAAAUCUGAUGUUCUUGGGCAUGUCUUGACCACCAUCGGCCGCGAUUGGACUCAUCUAGGGGUUUCCAAGCUGUACACCGACAUUGCAGCCAACGGAUACAACCUCAUGUAUCUGACCUCUCGUUCCGUUGGACAGGCCGAUACUACUCGCGCCUAUUUGAACGGAAUUGUUCAAGAGGGGCACCGCAUCCCAAAAGGCCCUGUCAUACUGAGUCCAGACCGCACAAUCGCGGCACUGCGUCGAGAGGUUUAUCUCCGGAAGCCCGAAGUGUUCAAGAUGGCAUGUCUUCGGGACAUCAUGAGUUUGUUCAACAAGGCGGGUACCCCUCAACAACAGCCUGGGGUGCACCAUCCAACGCCGUUCUAUGCUGGUUUUGGGAAUCGCCUCACCGACGCUCUUUCAUAUCGAAGCGUGAACAUCCCUUCAACGCGGAUCUUCACCAUCAACUCGAAUUCCGAAGUCAGCCUCGACCUCUUGAGUCUGAAUAAGUACAAGACCGGAUAUGCAAGCAUGCGUGAAAUUGUUGACCACUUCUUUCCCCCUGUUGGGUUGCUCGUCAAAAGCGGAGGUGAAGACUUCACUGAUUUCAAUUACUGGAGGAGCAAGCCACUGGAACUCGACGAAUUCACGGCUAGCGAGAGUGGUGAGGAACUUGAAGAGGGCGAUGAGGACGCUGAAGGAAGCGAAGGAGCAGACGAGUUGGCGGAAGACCUAGAGGCCAGCUAUAUUUCGAGAGACUCAUUUGACCAGGGCGGGAACCUCGAUGAUUCAAUCAUGGAGAGUAUUGAAGGCGAUGUAGGAGAUGAAGAUGAAGGAAUCUUCGAAGAAGCUGACAAGCAAUUGAACGGGACACCUGAAGCUUUGCCUGCCACAGAGAUAAACUUAGGUAGUGCCACUGAUGAUACCAGGGAGUCUGGUUCUACCUCUCAUGGCAAACCCAAGAAGCUGGGCAAUCGAUAG
This is a messenger RNA of Eremomyces bilateralis CBS 781.70, 2355 nucleotides long. Its product is annotated as LNS2-domain-containing protein. Gene Ontology annotation, molecular function: phosphatidate phosphatase activity. Gene Ontology annotation, cellular component: nucleus. The record is from RefSeq and is a predicted model, not a curated record. Lineage: Eukaryota; Fungi; Ascomycota; Dothideomycetes; Eremomycetales; Eremomycetaceae. The transcript is spliced from 5 exons. Gene Ontology annotation, biological process: fatty acid catabolic process; triglyceride biosynthetic process. The coding region runs from base 1 to 2355 and encodes 784 amino acids.